This is a messenger RNA of Melampsora larici-populina 98AG31, 1506 nucleotides long. RefSeq lists its product as uncharacterized. The transcript is spliced from 2 exons. Bases 73 to 1506 code for a protein of 477 amino acids. The record is from RefSeq and is a predicted model, not a curated record. Lineage: Eukaryota; Fungi; Basidiomycota; Pucciniomycetes; Pucciniales; Melampsoraceae.
GCGUUCUUGCGUUUCCAUAGAUCCUCAUCUGUGUUCCAACCAAAUCAAGUCAUCUACUUGUCUCAGCGUGUCAUGUUCGUGGCGCGUGAGGGCACCUUUCCAGAUAAGUCAAAGCAGACAAUCUCAAGGUUAAUAUGCCUUCCUCUCGAAAUCCUCGAACAGAUCGUCAAGCACGUUCACCACAUAUCAGUCAUCGAAAAUAAAGGAAUUCAUGGCCUAUGGUCACAACGCAAGUCGCAGCUGGCAUUCGUGCCAAUUGACAAAAGAUCUCAAAGGUAUAUCAUGCAGUUGGAUAAUCGAGUCCCAAUCCUCAACAGUCUUCAGAGUUUGAGUGUGGUCAACAGGUGUCUUCAUGAUCUUUGCUGUCGGUUAUUGUGGGAAACUUUGCGCUUUCCAACGCGUUUGCCCAUUCCAAUCACGCUGUGGAUCAAUGAACUCCUUCCAAAGCACGGUUUCCGAAUCCGGUCGCUAUCACUUACAUUAUCAACUCGAUUUCUCAAAACACCUCACAACGACCCAUUUCGUCACAACAUCCAUUAUGAUAACACUGCAUUGCGCAAGGAAGGUGUAUGUCGAAAACAUCUUGAGUCUUGCAAUUGUUUUGUUAGGGAGAUGCUGUCCCCGAAGAGUGUCAUGGGAUUGCUAGACCAAUGCCACGGAAACCUUUCAGAUUUGGACAUUAUCUUCUCUGCAGAGCUUGAGAACCGUCUAGAGAAUCUGAACAGCCGCAUGCACGGAUUGCAACUUUUCUUUGCACGAUUAACUCCGGUGAUGUCGAGACUCAGCGGACUUCGACAUCUAGGACUGCGAAAUAUUCACUUUGCCUCAUUCAAUGAUGAAGUUCUCUCUCAAAUGUUUUCAGGCUUGUCUUUGCUCGAAUCAUUCUCUGCGUCAGAUCUUCCCACUUGGUUCGUCGAUCACAACAAGCAUCCAAAUCACACGGGUGAACCAUUAUCACGACUGAAAAAUCUAUUGCGACUUCAAUUCCACCAAGUUUCGGCAGUUGAUGAGUCGUAUUGUCAUCACUCUUGGCCGAAGGUCAUCACCGAACUACAUCUUGAGGGAUGUUCCAACGUCAACCCUACUGUAGGACAUCAACUCAUCCAUCGCAUUGCGCCAAAUUUAACACGACUUCGUCUCGACUUUUGUAAUUCUGUCGAAGACUUUGAUUUUGGGUCUAACUGGCAGGAAAAGCUUCAAUUCCAACUUCCGCAUCUCACUGAUUUAAACAUACAACCAUAUGAACACGACUACCUUACCUGUUUCCAGGAAUGCCAAAAUCUUCAACGAUUGAAAUGUGAUUUGGUUGCAAAGGGGCAGUGGAAAUACAUUUCUCAUCUUGUGUGCGUGUCAACUUGGCCAAAACUAGAUAAAAUUGAUCUAUACGGAUUGGAUAUCUACGAAUCUGACGACCAGCUUCUUGAUGAUGAUGGAAUUGAUUAUCACCAAGAUUUGAUACGCGAAUUCUGUGAUCAGGCUGGGAUUGUCAAUUGCGUCUGGAUCUGA